Ceratina calcarata is the source of this 3035-nucleotide messenger RNA. Its product is annotated as ATP-binding cassette sub-family G member 8. Gene Ontology annotation, cellular component: plasma membrane. Gene Ontology annotation, biological process: transmembrane transport. The record is from RefSeq and is a predicted model, not a curated record. The coding region runs from base 272 to 2734 and encodes 820 amino acids. The transcript is spliced from 7 exons. NCBI's taxonomy places the organism in Eukaryota, Metazoa, Arthropoda, Insecta, Hymenoptera, Apidae. Gene Ontology annotation, molecular function: ATP binding; ABC-type transporter activity; ATP hydrolysis activity.
CACGCGUUCACGUGUCCCUUCCACGCAGCCCGGGUCAAUUUUUAUCACGAUUAUAUUUAAGAAUUUUCAAACGUUAGAGUAGAAUGAUUCAUAGAUCGCAUCGUUCAUCGUUUUAAUUGCUGUUACAGCAGAGUGUUUUUAUCCCGGAGAGGGAUGAAUACGUGGAAACGGCUUCUAAUCUCUUGGUCAUGCUUCAACGACUGGGAACCAGAUUCUGCAUAAUGAGAAAUGGUUCACCUGGUCCCGGUGAAAGCGACAGACGCCGCGAACCAUGGGCUCGGAAGCGUGGGAGCUGGAACGGAGGUACUCCGUGCCCGGAGCGUUGGACACGAGAGGUUUGGAACCUCCAGCCAGCGAGGACUUGCACGCCUGGUCCAUUUACAGACAAAAUCUGAAUUCUGACUUCACGGAUUCUGCGUUGGGUUCAGCGGAGAAGUCUCCUCUCCCGUACGGGAACUUCCAACUACGAGAUUCCACGGUGCAGAGCAUUCUCAGGCAUCCGAGAUACGGCCCCAAGAGUCCUCUCGCCAGCAAUUCAUAUACAUAUCUAAAAUUCGGUCUCCCCAGGGUCCUUCCCCCGAGUUCUAGGAACAGGGAUGGUUCCAGUGGGUACGAUUCCAGCGAAGAGGGUCGCAGGGUGUCUCACGCCGGUACUUCGGGUCACGGGACGUCCGCGAUGAGAUCUGCCAGAAGCGAUCCUGAUUUCAGACACGUUCACGCUGGUCCUCGAGAACACGCGCACUCCCAGUUAACAGUUUCGAGAGAGAAUCCUAGGCUGAGGAGUGCCAGCGAGGCGAAUCUCCUUCAGGGAGGUGUCAGAGGGAAUAGGAGACACAGUAUCGCACCAAUCGAUCCGGGUUAUGGGGUUCACGAACCCAGAGGACACGGUAUCCUCGGUCCAGAGAGCUACACUCUACCCCUGAGACCUGUCCCCUGCUUGCAGCAUCCCCAUCUACAGCUACGGGGAGUGGAAGCUUCGGGAUCUGACGGUCUACCUUUGUUAAGAGGGAUCACUUUAGAGGCUGGAGCGACGGAGGUGCUAGCUAUCAUGGCUACCACGGAGAGAGAGGGGAAACAAAUUGUAGAAACCAUCGCAGGAAGGAAGAGAAUCAAGCGAGGGGAUAUUUUACUCAAUGGAAGACCCGUGUCUUCCAGAUCUCUAAGGUCUCGCGUUGCCUAUCUGUCUACUGAAAGUAGCUUGAGCCCAGGACUGACUGCUCAACAAACUCUAAGCUUCUACAUGCUCCUCCGAGGAGGUCCGAACACUUCUAAAUUGGAAGCUGAUGCGAUUCUUCAGGAACUCGGAUUAGAAGCGACGAAGCACUGUCUGGUGAAUUCGCUGACGACUUCCGAAGCGAAGAGAUUGUCCCUGGCGUGUCGCCUGUUGCAAGAUUCGCACAUCCUCGCAUUAGACAGGCCCACCCACGGCCUGGACAUCUUCGAUGCUUUCUUCUUGGUGGAAUACUUGAGGCAAUGGGCGGGCAGGGGUCAGAGAUUGGUUGUAUUAACUUUACAUCCGCCGACGUAUGAAAUUCUCACGAUGGUGUCCAGGGUGGCUCUCACUUCUGGUGGAAGGAUCAUGUAUUCCGGGCCUAGGAGGGACAUGCUGCCAUACUUCGCCCUUGCGGAAUUCCCUUGCCCUCCGUUCAAGAAUCCUUCCGACUAUUAUCUCGAUUUAGUAACGCUGGACGAUCUCUCCGCGGAAGCGAUGUUGGAGUCUUCCCAAAGGAUAGAUCACUUGGCCGAAUUAGCGAGAACAAGGCUGCCGCCCCUCAGCGAUCCCGGACCCCCGGGGAUGCUUCCUCCUUCUAUCUCUACCCCGAACGUCUUCACGCAAGUCUAUGCAUUACUUCUGAGGACUCUGAUCUACAGUCAGCCGUGGACGCUGACCAAGCUGCUCAGGAAAAUCAUGAUCUCCGCCUCAUUGAGUAUUUUAUUGGGUGCAAUAUUCUGGGACGUAGCCGGUGACUCGAAUCUACAUCUCAGAGACAGGAUCGGGUUCCACUACGCCAGCCUGGGGAUCUUCUUCUGGCCUCUGAGUCUGAUAGCUAUCUGCGAAGUCGCCGACUGCAGGCCGCACGUUGAGAAAGAUAUCAAGGAUGGAUUGUAUGGGAGAUUCGUGUAUAUUUUAAUCGAGCUCGUUUCUGGAGGGAUAUCAUGGUGCGCGGUGUAUCUCAUCUAUCUGGCCCCAGGGUAUGCCAUGUCUGGGCUUCAUUUAAUUCCUGACGAGAAUCUCACUUCCUUGUGGAACUAUCUUGCAACUGGUUUAUUGUAUUUGAUACUGCAGCAUUUGAUUUGUCUGCUCUUCGCUCAUACUUGCAAAUGGACGUAUCUGGCUUCCCUGUUCGCUGGGAUAGUCAUCGGCGAGAUGACACUAGCCGGAGGCGUGACUUUGCAUCUGGAGAAUCUUCCAGGAUGGUACCAAAAGAUCAGCCCGAUGCAGUGGACACUGUCUUUGCUACUGCCUCCUCUUCAUCAGUCGGAAGUAAUGAACAAAUUAACCAAUUGUAAGCCGAAACAGAUUCAGAGGCAGGAUAUUAUAGUUCAAGCUACGUGCGAGCCGCCCGACGGGGGUUUGGCAAUGUACGAAAUCGCGUUGGAUAAGUUUAGCGUGAGGGGAGAACUGUGGCUAGGCAUUGGGAUAGCUAUUGUUAGUUUUUUGAUUGUACUAGUGUUCCUGUGCAUUUGGUACACCACUCCCAAGAGACUGAGGAGUGCGCCGAACAAGCCAUAAAGUGGAACAACUCAACGACUGAACUGGCUUGAUAUCUUUACUUUGUUAAUGUAAAAGCGUAUCAGAGUAUUCCUUCAAAUGUUCCAAGUACAAUGAUAAGGGAACAUAGUUAAUCGUUUAACGACGCUCGCAGCCCUUUGUCUACGUUAUUGCGACUUUUUGAAGCGACGGACUUCAGAAACUCGCAGAGUAGACUUUGGGAACAAAGUUCCAAGGUCUGCCGAGUAGGUACACUUUAAACUAAUUUGUACUUCGUGUUCUAUCGAUACUGUAAUCGAACGAAGUGUCCUUAUAAAAUAAA